GCAUAUAUUUUUUGCAUUUCUCAAAAUAAUAGAAUUGUCAUUGCAAUCGUAAAAUUAUUGUAAAAUAGAAAGCUUUUUUUAAACUCGACAUGAUUUAAUCUUUGAAGAGUCAAUGUAUAUUACUCAAUAUAGUAAUAAUAUAGAGUACAUGAUGGCAUAAGAUUAUAGAUUAUGUAAUUGACAUGUUAAGACACAAAUUCCCGAAAUAAAUGUAGUCGCGAAGCGCGCGUGGCCAGUGUCAUGCCACAAAGUCGAUUCCCAAUUUAUUUACGCGCGUUAAUCUUCAAUGUUUGAUUCGAGACAUUACGUGCUUUACCGAUACUCUUUAUUAUUAAUGUGUAUGUGUACACACACAUAAAAACACAUUGAAAAACACACAUUGAAAACGGAUUAGCGGCGAUGCAUAAGGUAACGUCAGAGAUAUAUACAGAAAAUAAUCAUAUCUCAGAGAAACUUGGCAGUGGCAAUGCGGUAACUAAAUUUGCUUUUAAAUGUCCAUCUUACAUGAUUGAAGCACAAUCUACAACUCAGACACUAAAUUAUGACAGCGAUGAUGAUGUGGAUAUAGAUCGAGACAGAGAAGGAGUAAUUGUUAUAGAACAUAGCCUAUCUACGGAACUCAAUUUAGUCGGUUUGCAAGUGUGGAGAGCUGCUCUCUUGUUAGCAGACUACAUCCUGUCACAUCCAGACCUGUUUAGAAAUAAAAUAAUUCUAGAACUAGGAUCUGGUGUUGGUCUGACCAGCAUCGUAGCGAGUUACUUAGCUAAAGAGGUCAUUUGCACCGACAUCAACGUUGGUGGCAUAUUGAAACUAAUCGAACGGAAUUUUUUGAGGAAUCGUACCUAUAUUAGAUCCAGUUAUCACAUCGAGGAAGUGAAUUUUCUCAAAUUGGAAUGGUCGAAAACGUUGGAGGAAAAAUUACAAAGCGCAGAUGUUGUAUUGGCCGCGGAUGUGAUCUAUGACGACAAAAUUACGGAUGGAUUUGUCCGCACAUUGACAAAACUUUUGUACACAAAAAAGAAAAAAAUCAUUUACAUAGCUCUCGAGAAAAGAUAUGUCUUUACUAUCACCGACUUGGACACCACUGCUCCAAUGUAUGAAGAAUUUUUACGUUGCGUUGAAAAAUACAAAAUAAAUUGGUCUGCAGAUUAUAUAAAUAUAGAUUUUCCACAUUACUUUAAAUACGAUAGAGUUAAACAUUUAGUUUUAAUGAAGAUACAAAACAAUACGAGACCCGUUAUGUAUGCAUAGCGAAUAGUUUUUUUAAUUAGGUACACGAAUAAUAUAAUACGAUAACACGUAUUAUCAUAAUUAUCAUAUUUAUGUUAAAAAAUAUUACAAAAAGUUGCCACAUUAAGAAGUCAAGAUCUCUGUAGACACACACACUUAAUAAAAUAUCACAAUUAAUGUAAAAGUACGAAAUAAUGAUUUAAAACAAGGACAUUUUUUUAUAAAUAUUAGUCUCAAUACAUAUAUGAAUUAAUUAAAUAAUAAAACUUCAGUAUUUUUUAAACGGGAUUCGGCUUAAGCUAGAAAAAUAUAGAAAUCAAUUUUUUCCUUUUAGACCCGGUUUACAGUAGAUGUAGCAAGUCUUUUACUCGAAUUUCUAAACUAAUGUUUUUCUGGCAAAAGGCGCAUUUCUGUAUCUACCUUAAUCUCUAAACUUUAAAUGGAGCUGGCUAGAUUAUUAAGUGUAAAGGUUAAAGCAAGUUAAUUUCACAGCUCAGAAUUUACAAGCAAAAAACUAAAAAAA
Monomorium pharaonis (pharaoh ant) is the source of this 1753-nucleotide messenger RNA. Its product is annotated as methyltransferase-like protein 22. Gene Ontology annotation, molecular function: protein methyltransferase activity. Gene Ontology annotation, biological process: protein methylation. Gene Ontology annotation, cellular component: nucleus. The record is from RefSeq and is a predicted model, not a curated record. The coding region runs from base 400 to 1251 and encodes 283 amino acids. Lineage: Eukaryota; Metazoa; Arthropoda; Insecta; Hymenoptera; Formicidae. The transcript has 6 exons.